AAUGAAUGGAAAUGACUGACAUCAUGACAACCAUCAGACAAAGAAAGGGUGGAAGAGUUGCAGAACUGGCUGAAGAACAGCUUUCAGAGGAGAAGAAUGUGAAGCCUGAUGGAAAAAUUCAAUCUGAUCAUACAGGUGGGAAGCUGUGGAACAUACUUUCACUAACAGUUGGUGGGAUUGUUGCCAUCUGUCUUGGACUUCUUACUUCGGUUUACAUUGCUACACUGCAUGAAAAUGACCUCUGGUUUUCCAAUAUUAAGGAAGUAGAAAGAGAAAUUUCGUUCAGAACAGAAUGUGGACUCUAUUAUUCCUACUACAAGCAGAUGGUUCAGGCUGCAUCCAUCCAGCAAGGUUUACAUGGUUUAGUAUAUGACAAUAAAACUGAAUCUGUGAGGACAAUUAACAUACUUGAAAGAAUGAAUGUUUACCAGGAGGUGUUUCUCAGCAUUCUGUAUAGGAUUCUUCCAAUUCAGCAAUACUUAGAACCUGUUUAUUUUUAUAUCUACACUUUAUUUGGACUUCAGGCAGUUUAUGUCAUUGCUCUGUAUGUAACAAGCUGGCUUCUUAGUGGAACAUGGCUUUCAGGGUUGUUGGCAGCUUUCUGGUAUAUAACAAACAGAAUAGAUACUACAAGAGUAGAAUUCACCAUUCCUUUAAGAGAGAACUGGGCACUGCCGUUCUUUGCAGUUCAAAUAGCAGCCAUCACAUACCUACUCAGAACUCAUUUACAGCCUGCUCACGAGAGGCUGACACUUCUGGCUAUAUUCAUAGCAACCUUCCUCUUUAGCCUGACUUGGCAAUUUAAUCAGUUUAUGAUGCUGAUACAGGCACUGGUGUUAUUCAUACUAGACUGCUUUGACAUGCUUCCCACAGCAAAGGUUAUGUGGCUCUAUAUCAUUCAAAUUUCUGGAUUACUGCUAGUCUGUGUCCUGCAGUUCUUUAAUUCUAUGAUUCUUGGAUCAUUACUUAUCAGUUUUAAUGCUUCUGUGUUGAUUGCAAGGACAAUUCAGAAAAAUCUAAAAAAGGGAAGCUUGCUUAGUAGGCUUGGGAAACUUUUUCUCCAUGUGCUAUUUGUCUCAUGCUUGACUCUUCUAGUAAAUAAACUCAUCAAGAAAAUUCUAAAUCUUGAGUCAGAUGAACAUAUAUUCAAAUUCCUGAAAGCAAAAUUUGGAUUUGGCGCAACAAGAGAUUUUGAUGCUAACCUGUAUCUUUGCGAAGAAGCUUUUGGUCUACUACCAUUAAAUACUUUUUCAAGACUCUCGGAUACAUUACUUUUUUACGUCUACAUAUUUGUUCUCUUCCCUAUGACAAUAGCAGCUGCAAUUGUUGCCUUUCAGAACCUUAGUGGUUCAACUAAAGCUGGAAAAUCCAUGGAAAAAAUGGAAGACUGCACAAUAGCACUGAAGCCUGGGGCUGCUUACAACUUGAUUCACACAGUUCUUUUUGGAUGUUUGGCAUUAAGCACAAUGAGAAUGAAGUACCUCUGGACAUCCCACAUGUGUGUAUUUGCAUCUUUUGGUCUGUGUAGUACAGAAGUAUGGGGACUGAUCCUGAAAUGUGUUCGUCUCUACACAUCACGAAGGACAUAUGUGAUUAGAUAUUCUCUCACAAUAAUUACAUUACUGUACAUUUCAUAUAAGUUCUGGCCAGGAAUAAUGGAUGAACUGUCAGAGCUGAGAGAAUUCUAUGACCCAGACACUGUGGAGCUGAUGAACUGGAUUAAGUCAAACACUCCAAACACAGCAGUGUUUGCUGGGAGCAUGCAGCUACUAGCAGGAGUCAAACUGUGCACUGGACGGGUCUUAACUAAUCAUCCCCAUUAUGAAGAUAAGCAUCUGAGAGAGAGAACAAAACAGAUUUAUCAGAUUUAUGCCAAGAGAUCUCCUGAAGAUGUUUACAGAAUACUGCGAUCCUUUGGCACAGAUUAUGUGAUCCUAGAAGACAGUAUAUGUUAUGAAAGAAGACAUAGUAGAGGCUGUCGGUUACGUGACCUCCUUGAUGUAGCUAAUGGUCAUAUCAUGGAUGGUUUGGGAGAGAAUGAACCUGAUUUGAAACCUUCGUUGUAUCCUCGCUUCUGUGAGGAAAUUAAAAAAAAUCUGCCUUCUUAUACUGUACGCUUCACCAGAGUGUUUCAAAAUAAGACAUUCCACGUUUACAAGCUUGCUAAGCAUAAAUAACAUUUCCAACAAUGGCUUCAAGUUCAGUAUUUUAAUCCUAGAGUCCACAUUAGAAGAUGCAGAAGUUUGUGAAGAAGUUUACAAAUGUAACACAUUUGUAGUACAUUUUACAUUAAUAACUUGUUUAAUUUUUUUUAAAAAAACAAAAGACUGCCUCAUUUUGAUAACAUUCUUGAUGUUGCCAAAAUUUUCAUAGAUUCACAAGUAUAUGCUAGCAGGGACUAUUUUAAUUAUCUAGUCUGACCUUCUGAAUACCUAGGAUAUACAUUCUUUCCAUUUUUAACCAACCAAAAGACACAAAAUGAGCUGCCUGCAUGACCACUACAGAAUAGCUAACCUACAAAGUUCCGCUCUUGGUUUUGGAUUUUUACUAUAAAAGUGAUAGAAAUUCAAUGAAAUUAGCCCAUGCCACUGCAUUACUAAGUAUGCAUUAUCUUUGUGAACUAUUAAAGUAAUAACAAUAUUGGGUUUAGUCUUAAAAUCUGAUCCUUUCUGACAAACUUUUAUGCUCUUUCAGUGCCUCUUUUUUGAAUUUGUUGGGGCUACAUGUGGACAUGAGUUUCCAAGCUUAUGUUUGCAGAAUUAGUAAGUGCAGAAUCAGCAAACAAGUUUUAGUCUGUUCUAAUCUGAUUGUACAGCAGUUUUUAGUGAUACAGAAACAUGCUGGUUUAUAGCAUUACGCAUUUAAUGAUGGAGUGUUACGCAUUUCUAAUGAGAAUUAAGGUUGGAGCACGCUUUUGAUACAUGUUGCAUGUUUGUAUCCUCUCACAAUGCUCAGGACAAACAAACAACAAAUUCCUCUGCUUGGAUUCUCAUACCAUUAUUUUCUGUUUGCUUUCCAAACCACAGAGCAUCCCUUUCACCCUGCAUGCAUUCCAGAAGUAGAAUACCAGAAUGGAACACUGCCAACCUUACAAAAGAAAGAUUCAUCUUUCAAAUUGGUAGGAAACUUGGGUAUUUAAAAUACGUUCAGGUAUUUUUUUUUUUUGCUUUACGAUAUUUCAAAUACAAAGCUACAUUUUUAGCACAAUAAAAGCUGUUAUUAUGUCCUUGCUCCUUAUCCGAAAAAAAAAAAUUACAGGGGUUCUUUUUGAAUUGGUUUGGAAGAUUAAGUGAAGGCAGGCUUCAGUAUCCAAGAACUUUUGAUUUGUUUGUAGCCUUUGUCUUUUUUCCAGGCUAGAACUUUGUAAUUCUAUUCACUUUUUAAAUGCUAUGUAGAUAGCUUCUCACUUUUACUGUAAUUUAGCGCUAUUUUGGUUUUAUAUUGAAAUCAGAGAUUAAGCCUGACUGAAAGUCUAACAGUACUCUCCAAGUUAAUUAGGUAUCUACUAGGAUCAUUUGUUUCUUAUGAAAAACAGAAUAGUAAUAAUCAAGUGCCUCUAGGCCAACAUUGAAUUAACAUUUGAACACCUAUUAGAGUGUUUGUGGCUUGUGCAAAUAACUCAGUUACAAUAAUUAUCACUGCAAUUAAUUUCUAAUGAUGAGAAACUUAAAGUGCUAUUGAUAGCAAACUCCACAUUUAAUUUAAUCAAGAUGUGUAAUGAGAUUAACUUCCACAACUGAGCUGUGUUUCAAUUCCAAGUGAUUUAAAUGUUUUCCCUUUUCAGUUGUAGUAAGGUAAAUUACUGAAGAGAUGAGAGACAGUUAUGUCACAUGCUCAAACAAUUUUAUAUUCAGUAAAUACUCAUUAAAUAACCUUCAACAUCUUCCUGCACUUUCAUGCUAAUACAGAAGGAAAGCGUGCUUUAAUCAGACUGUGUUUAAAUCAAACAUUGGCAGUAGCUAGACUGUUAAACUGAGCAACAGAAACUCCUGAAUAAUUUCAAUCCUGUAUCCCUUAAUGAGGUUGGAGACCACUGCAGUUUAGCGUAAGACAAUAAUAAAAUAUUUUAAUCAGUAUUAAAACUUUAAUUAGGCCCAUAAUGAUGCAUGCCUGUUCUUGCUGAAAGCAGGGGUCAGUGAAUUCCUCAAUGAGUGCCUUACAGUAAUUGAAAACAAGCACAGGUAAGGUAAAGUAUCUCUAGGCUGUACUGUCUUAUUUUAAAAUGUGGUUGUGUCUUUCUUUAAUGGUGCAUAAACUUUCUUUUUCCAAUUUAAGUGAAAGAUUCCAAGAUCCAACCAUAGCCUAUAAUUUUCAGAACUUAUUUCUAGAUAACAGCUGAAGUUAAGAAGUCCUUACAAUAACAAAAUUAUUUUUAAGCAGAGUAGUAUCUCCUUAGAACACAAAUACCCCUCAAAAUAGCAUAGUAGAAAUUUGAGGUGUUAGAUUCACAGUAUUUUCAAAAUUAUUUUAACUUCUGCAGUUAGCAGUCACUAAGGCCUCCACAGUUUGUGACUUUUAAAUAAUUCCAACCGUUCUAGUACCUGAAAAAAUACCAAUUUGGACGGAGAGACAUAUUUCAGUGGCUAUUUAGUAAAAUCUUCAGAAGACUAAUCUCUAUAAAACAGAAAAUGCCAAGGAGCAGACCACUUACCAGCUCAGCAGAAGGAAGAUGCUCAUCAGGACAGUGACCCUAGCAGCCUCAGCGGCUGCUUCAUGCCCCUGAUUUAAGGGCUUGGCUGCAGAGCAGAGCAUGCUGGGGAGGGCUCCAGCGGCGGUGAGUGGUCAGCCUCUGCCAGGGUGCUGGGCUGAGGGACCCCGGGUAAAAAGGGCUGCGUUCCCUGUCCCUAGACGUUGGGUAUAUUGAGACUUCUAGGAGAUACGUGGUGUUUUAUUUGUUUGAAAAUUACUUUCUCUGCUUCCUGUGUCUUUCCACAAUACACCUACAUUGCGUUAAAACUCUUAAUUUUUUUGUAACAACUUCUGCUUAUUCUUGAACUACAUCAUCCCAAUGCAUCUUAUUUCCAAGUGGCUGUUGUAGCAUCUGUUUCAUCGUAUUAAGUAUGAUUCAUCCCCAUGAACAACACUUGUGGCAGUGCACUAUAUGAAUGAGACCAUCAUGAUUUCUGCAAUAUGUUAUAUAUUGUCUGUAAGGACUAUUAAGUAAGUAAGUUGUGCAUUAUCAGUGGAAUUGCAAGCAUGAAAGACUUACUUCUUUUAGAUAACAGAGCCAAAAUGUUAUCAAGUAGCCAGAAUGUUUUAGAGGAGAGAAAAGCCUUUGAGAUCCAUAAUUAUAUUUUCAGUUCUUGUUUCAAUAUUCUGCUGGACAAAUCUAACAUAUAACUAUUUUAUAAUAUGUUGUUGUACAGAGAUGUAAUGACUAUUGUAUACUAAAUAAACUUGUGUCACUAGAAAAA
Rhea pennata is the source of this 5414-nucleotide messenger RNA. It is a transcript of the gene DPY19L3, whose product is annotated as dpy-19 like C-mannosyltransferase 3. The record is from RefSeq and is a predicted model, not a curated record. Gene Ontology annotation, cellular component: nuclear inner membrane. NCBI's taxonomy places the organism in Eukaryota, Metazoa, Chordata, Aves, Rheiformes, Rheidae. Gene Ontology annotation, molecular function: mannosyltransferase activity. Bases 6 to 2177 code for a protein of 723 amino acids. The transcript has 18 exons.